AUGCUCACUUUCACUCCACCGGAGUCCGACAAAAAAUCGAGAAAUCUAUUAGUAUGUGAGCAAUUUUUAAUCGGAUCCGAUCAUGAUAUGGCCUAUCGUUUACAACAAGAUGAAUUCUCUGUCCACUUUGAUCGUAAUCGUAAUCAACGGCGUGAUUGUCGACUUGGUGUCUCUGCUGCCAAAGAAGUACAACAAGAGGAGGAAAAAGCACAUGUGGCAAAACAAUUUGAUUUCUAUAAAGAAAAGCAGAUAAUAGAAGAGAAUGAUGCUGAAUAUGCAAAAUGUUUACAAAAUGAACUGAUGAAAGGACCUGUUAUGAACACUUUAUUAGAGAAUGAUGUUCAUCCCAAUUUAAUACGACAGAAUUCUAACGAAAAAUUAUAUGAAAGUAUAAACGAAGAUCAUAGUAUAAUCACUGAUGAACAAUUAGCUCGACUAUUGCAAGAAGAAGAGUUCGCUUUAAGUAAAACUAAUUAUAAAUAUACAUCGGUAUAG
Didymodactylos carnosus is the source of this 495-nucleotide messenger RNA. The record is from the annotation of a GenBank genome assembly. NCBI's taxonomy places the organism in Eukaryota, Metazoa, Rotifera, Eurotatoria, Philodinida, Philodinidae.